Molecule: messenger RNA, 586 nt
Organism: Bursaphelenchus xylophilus (pine wood nematode)
Lineage: Eukaryota; Metazoa; Nematoda; Chromadorea; Rhabditida; Aphelenchoididae
Source: the annotation of a GenBank genome assembly
AUGGGGCUUACCAGAUUCACGCAGAACGGACAGAUUAUCAACUUGCGCGAUAAUCGACUGAGCAUCGAAUGCGCACGGAUUCAUGCACAGGUAAGGGUACUGUGUUCAUUAUUUUUCGGAUAAGCCGACACAUUUUUCCUUUUCUUUUAGUUAUCCCAAGCCAUUGAGCGAUUGAUCAUCAUUGGGAUGAAAGUGGAGGCGGUUGACAACCCCAGCAGCAAGAAGUUAGUGGAGCAAUACAAUGUAAGUUCGUUCACUUAUAUAAACUCGAAUUUCCCAGCUAUCGGUCUGGCCAAAUCUAGCCGAUUCCCACGACUGUCUGGCCCAACUUUCGUCAACAAUUCGCAGCUCCAUUGACGAAUGCCAGGUGAGCGAUUCGCGGCUAACAAAGCUCCUGGAAUUGAACCGAUUUCAACUGGAAGCCAGGGAAAUUACGGACGAGUUGAUCGAAAAAAUCGGGAAAGAAAUGGAACUGGCGUUGGAGGUGAAACAAAGAGCCAGAAGUAUCCAAGGAAUUCAAAUGGAUCCCGAGAAAAUGGGACAAUUGCAGGAUUAUAAAAAUCGGUUUAAUAAAUGGAACUUUUGA